AUGCGCUUCGGUCGGCCCGUGGGACUGGCUCUUGCUCGCAAUGGGAUCGUGCGAUCGUAUCGCUGCCCAGCACAUCGGACGGUCUGCCGCCAUGCUUUGCACACUUGCUCGCCCUCGCGCCCUCGCGUCGCGCCCGCACCAGCACCAGUCGAUCCACGAAGGAGCGCAAAGACCCAGACGACCGUGACGGUGAAAGACCUUCCUCAGGGUGCUCUGAAAUUGGAGGCAUACAGUGAUGAGGUGGACAACGAUGCUCCUCGAUACCCGACCGUGGUUCAACAACACCGCAACAACAUGCAAAGGUUCAGGAACUGUGUUAUCCUGACAAGAGUCGGCGGCUUCUACGAGCUAUAUUUUGAGCAAGCCGAGGAGCUUGCGCCGUUGCUCAACAUCAAACUUGCGAUUAAGAAGACCAACGCCGGACCGGUUCCCAUGGCCGGCUUCCCCCAUUUCCAACUGGAUCGCUUUCUCAAGACCCUUGUCCAAGACCUCAACAAGUACGUGGCGAUCAGUGAGGAAUUCGCCAAUGAGGUAGAGGAUAAAGCGCGAUCAGGUGGCCUGCUCUUCGACCGGAAGGUCGCCAGAAUCAUCACGCCCGGGACAUUGAUUGACGAAAAAUUCAUGGAUCCCUCCGAAAACAACUUUCUUCUAGCCAUAUACUUGGAUGUACCAUCUUUGGACGCACAGCUGAAACAGCAAGAUCAUCCCCAACACUCGCAUCAGCACGUACUGUCCUCCAUGCCCCAGCGCGUAGGGCUGUCUUGGCUAGACCUCUCAACGGGUGACUUCUUUACCCAGCUCACUACGGCCCAGAUGCUCCCAUCUGCGAUUGCGAGGAUUGGUGCACGAGAGAUUCUCGUGGAUCAAAACGUGCGCGAUCUCGUCGGCCAGGAGCUGCAGCUGCUGGUUGGCCAUGAUCAUCGACUUGUCACUUUCUUCGGGUUUCCAGACACGGUUGCACCUAUGUCUGAAUGGAAGCCAAUGUUGGAAGCCCCGGUCCCGGAAGACGUCCAGGCGUCCUUUGCUGCAGAAGAAGUGGCCGCCGGAUACAGUCUACUGGAGUACAUUCGCGAGCGAUUGCAAAGUUCGAGCUUGAAACUUCAACCUCCUCGUCGCCGGCAUUUGGAUGAGUCAAUGAGUAUCGAUCGAAAUAGCUUGCGCGGGCUGGAGAUUCUGGAAACAGCGCGUGACGGCCUUGGGAAGGGCAGCCUUCUCCAUGCGGUACGCAGAACUUCGACAAAGAGCGGAGCACGUUUACUCCGAGACCGACUCACGUCUCCAUCUACAUCUCUGCAGAUUAUCAAUGAGCGACUAGAUCUUGUUUCGCUAUUCGUUCAAGACGAGGAUCUCCGGGAAAAUACAGUCCGGCUAUUGAAGCGUAGCUAUGACGCUCAGCGCUUGGUGCAGAAAUUCGCGCUCGGUAAAGGUGAAGCCGACGACCUGAUCUGUCUUUCACGCGCCAUCGAGGCUUCCAAGGAGGUCAGACAAGUCCUCUCUAGUCAUAGCCAGCGCCACUACUCCUCCGCUCAAGCGCUUGAUUCCCACCACAGCCUCGAACUCAUGAUCGGUCGACUUCAGCUCGAUGGACCGACCGCGCUGGCAGAACAGAUCCUUGCGGCCAUCGAUGAAGAAGGACUCCUGCAAAAGCAACGCAUCGAAGACGACACCGCCUCAGAGGCAGCUAGUCUGGCGCAAGAUGUUGCUAUGAGUGAGGGGACAUCUGACGAGCUUGAGAGCUUGCCUAAAAAAGUGAGGUCCAAAACCAGUACCCAAUCUGCAGCGACAGAUGCAGGUUCCGGAUCUAUUGAUAUGUGGAUCAUGAGGCGUGAUGCCAGCAAAAAUCUGAACUCCCUUCACACAUCAUUGGAGCGGCUCUUCACUGAGAAAGACGAGCUGACUCAACGUCUCCGUGAUGCCGUGAGCUCAUCGCAGCUGAAUCUCAAAUGGACAGCAGGUCUCGGGUAUAUCUGCCACCUCAAAAGCGCCAAAGUAUCGCAGAAAACCCUAGAAGGAUUGGGGGUUACUCGAAACGUCUCGUCAACAAAAUCGACUCGGUCAUUCUACCUCCCAGAUUGGACCACCCUGGGAACCCGGAUGGACCAUGUCAAGCUUCAGAUUCGGAAAGAAGAACAGAUUAUCUUCGAGACCUUGCGGAAGAAAGUUAUUAUGAAUUUGGUCAAAAUCCGGCGCAAUGCAGCCGUUAUGGAUGAACUGGAUGUGGCAUGUUCCUUUGCCACGCUGGCCCGGGAGCAGCAAAUGGUGCGGCCGAUUCUUAACGAAGGAACCAGCCAUAGGAUCGCUGGAGGCAGGCAUCCAACAGUCAAGCUCGGGCUUGAGGAGCAAGGGCGCUCCUUUGUGAGCAAUGACUGCUUCCUGGGCGACGCAGAAGGCAUCUGGCUCAUCACCGGACCAAACAUGGCCGGCAAAAGUACAUUCCUGCGGCAGAACGCACUGAUCACGAUUCUAGCUCAGGUCGGUUCAUUCGUCCCUGCAGCAUACGCGGAGAUCGGCAUCGUCGACCAAAUCUUCAGCCGCAUCGGCGCAGCAGACGAUCUCUUCCGCGACCAGUCGACGUUCAUGGUCGAGAUGCUCGAAACGGCAGCCAUCCUCAAGCAAGCCACGCCGCGGUCCUUUGUGAUCAUGGACGAAGUCGGCCGGGGCACAACACCCGAAGAUGGCACCGCGCUCAGCUUUGCUUGUCUGCACCAUUUGCACUACCAGAACCAGUGCCGAACGCUCUUUGCAACGCACUUCCAUGCCCUGGCGGAUAUGACUGGCUCGUUUGAGAGAUUGGGCAGGUACUGUACAGAUGUCAAGGAGAUGUCAUCCGGGUCAUUCUCGUUUGUUCAUCGACUGCGCAAGGGCGUCAAUCGCCAAUCCCAUGCUCUCAAGGUUGCACAGCUGGCCGGCUUGCCAGCGGAAACACUCAAGCUGGCUACUCGUGUCCGGCAGGAGAUGAACAUCGUGACACCGCCCGUGGAUCAAGACAUGUCCCAAGUUGUUUAG
Molecule: messenger RNA, 3006 nt
Organism: Penicillium lagena
Lineage: Eukaryota; Fungi; Ascomycota; Eurotiomycetes; Eurotiales; Aspergillaceae
Product: mismatch repair ATPase MSH1
Exons: 3
Coding region: 1-3006 (1001 amino acids)
Biological process (GO): mismatch repair
Cellular component (GO): nucleus
Molecular function (GO): mismatched DNA binding; ATP binding; ATP-dependent DNA damage sensor activity
Source: RefSeq, a predicted model, not a curated record